Molecule: messenger RNA, 1725 nt
Organism: Cyphellophora attinorum
Lineage: Eukaryota; Fungi; Ascomycota; Eurotiomycetes; Chaetothyriales; Cyphellophoraceae
Exons: 1
Coding region: 1-1725 (574 amino acids)
Molecular function (GO): protein binding
Source: RefSeq, a predicted model, not a curated record
AUGUCGUGGCUUUCCACCUUACGUGCUAAAUUACGGCCAAGGGUUCGAAUGAACGCGAAGGGUCCGAAUCAAUCCUUGGGACAGCAUUGCAGCGAUCCAAAGCGCGAGACCAAACCAGAACGCAAGGCUGAACCAGAGCGCAAGGCCGAGCCAGAGUGCAGGCUCGAGCCGGAGCACAAGGCCGAAGCAGAGCCCAAGGCCGAAGCAGAGCCCAAGGUCGAACCAGAGCCUAAAGUCGAGCCAGAGCGCAAGGCUGAGACGGCGCCCAUGGCCGACUCCAUUCUUAAGCCAUCGGCCCAUGUUUUUACGAAACUGCCGCUCGAGUUGGUACAUGUGGUCCUUGCAUUUCUGGAUCUGCCAGCAAAGAUAUGUCUUUCCCUUACCUGCAAGAGAUUACACUCGAGCCUCACGCCUACUCUGGCAAUCGGUCCCAUGUCUCGCUUUGAUCGACGUCAACUACUACAUUUGGUGGAGAAGGAUUGCCCAAAGCUUCUGUUCUGUGCCCGGUGCGAGAAGUUGUUCAGAUGGAGACUCAGACAUCCGGAGGCUCCGUUCCGGGGUUUUGGAUGUCCCUGCACGCCAGAUCUCGACCGCUUCGGGUGGGAUGCCGAGGUAUCAUAUCAUCGUGUUCCCGAACCUGCCGCCAUUGUGACGACAGAGGUGCGAGACUUACUGCUCCGCUCGGCAGUAGUCAAGAGCUCCAAGUACGACGGCAUGAUCAAGGCGUUGUGGGCAUCACUGAAUCGCAAAACAACGUCUACCGGCACUUGUUACUUUCGCGGGUUUCCGUGCCCGGCCACAACGAAACUCAAGGUUCUGGACGUCGAAGGCGCAUUACUCGUAAGAUGUGAACGCAUGUACGAGGUUUCACGCGCCUGGCACUUCAACGAACUGCCGCGCACGGCAAAGUUAGAGGCUUCCAAGCUGAUCUUUCCUGGCCUCUGCCAGAAAGAAAGACUGCGCGUCGCGAACGCCCUGACUUGCGCACUGUCGCACAAGCGUGCGUAUGCAUUCCAAUGUCCAGGCCACAAUGAAGUUGCGACAAGGUUGAUGAGGAGGGUUCCUGAAUGUCAACAGAUGCUCUACUGCACCGACUGCAACACGGACGUGCUCAUCACGACAGGCUCUGUGGUAGACGAUAAAAAUACAAGCUUGAUCCGAAUCUGGAUCACGUCGUGGCAAGACUUUGGAAGGAGAGGCGAUCCUUGUCGAGUCUGGUCGAGCUCACCGAACAAUCUCGAUCGAUGUCUGUGGACUGUACCUGUUGGUGAUAUAGCGUCAUCCUUCCGCAAGGCCACGACUCUCUCACCUAUUGAUUCAGCCAGACGUCGGGCUUGGGAGGCGAUUCGCCCGAGGAAGGACUCCGACUAUGUGGAACGCGAAACUUCGAAAUUUAAGACCACCUUGUACACAAAUCCUAAAUCUGACGAACCACGCUUCGCACCGGAGGUCGAGCAAAGCAUCGAUGCUGCGCUCAGGGUAGGGCAGAGAAUACCUAAUGAAAGCUGGGAGAACCAGACAUUUUGUGGUUGGGAUAGCCCAACCUUGGACUGGCUCUCCUCUCCUGCCGUACUUUUUCAAUACGGCCACAUAAGUGGUUUCAACACUGCAGAGUAUGUCCUGUCACCAGAAGGACGCUAUCCAAUCCGCGCCUCAAGGAGAAAUGCGAUAUCGGUACACCAUUCAACAGAAAGGAGGCGAGAAACUGAAGAGUCACCUUGCUGA